CUCCCGUCUAAAUGCGAAGGGUGGCCAUCAUUCAUUAUCUGAUUAUUAUCAGGGAAGUUGUAGAGAGAGAAAGAAGAAAAGCGAAGAAGAGAGAGAGAGAGAGAAAGGGGAUGACGACGAUUCGUAGAUUCAGCUGCAAUGACCUUCUCCGUUUCGCUUCUGUCAAUCUAGAUCAUCUUACUGAAACUUUCAACAUGUCAUUUUAUAUGACUUACAUGGCAAGGUGGCCGGACUAUUUCCACGUUGCAGAAGCUCCUGGCAGCCACAUCAUGGGAUAUAUUAUGGGAAAAGUAGAAGGUCAAGGUGAAUCUUGGCAUGGUCACGUCACUGCAGUAACUGUGGCUCCUGAAUACCGGAGGCAGCAAUUAGCCAAGAAAUUGAUGAACCUGCUGGAAGAUGUCAGUGAUAAGAUUGAUAAGGCUUACUUUGUGGACCUGUUUGUGAGAGCAUCAAAUACACCAGCCAUAAAAAUGUACGAGAAGCUUGGUUAUGUGAUAUAUAGGCGAGUUUUACGCUAUUACUCAGGGGAGGAAGAUGGUUUAGAUAUGCGGAAGGCGUUAUCGCGAGAUGUAGAAAAGAAGUCUAUAAUCCCUCUUAAACGGCCAGUGACUCCAGACGAACUGGAGUAUGACUGAGUCAGUAAAGAUUGUUACCAUGUAAUCUUUUAAGAAGCUAAGUUUUGGCACCAUUAAGUCUCAUCUGAAAAUGUAUUUGCUAAGGAGUCUGGUCUCUCGUCCCUAUCUGGAAAUGGAUGCAUUUUAUUUUACUGCUUUGCCAACGAGUGAAGAUAUUUGGGUUAGACAUGUUGAUAUUUUGUUCAUUAUAUUCUGUUAAAGAACCAAGUGCUAGAAUUUCUGGCCUUGUGUUUUAGCUGCAA
Molecule: messenger RNA, 877 nt
Organism: Capsicum annuum
Lineage: Eukaryota; Viridiplantae; Streptophyta; Magnoliopsida; Solanales; Solanaceae
Product: N-terminal acetyltransferase B complex catalytic subunit NAA20
Exons: 6
Coding region: 12-635 (207 amino acids)
Biological process (GO): N-terminal peptidyl-methionine acetylation
Cellular component (GO): NatB complex
Molecular function (GO): protein-N-terminal amino-acid acetyltransferase activity
Source: RefSeq, a predicted model, not a curated record